AUGGCGUGCCUGAAGCAGCAGCAGGCCGCCAUCAAGAUGGAGGCCGUGAAAAUCGCGCCGGCGGAGAAGUUUGCAGAGUGCCCAACCUCGCAGGCCCGCUACGGGCCCUCGCAGUGCACCCGGGACCCCCCGCUCGUUGGCAAGUGUGCCUGGCCCCUGGAGUCGGAGAUCAUCGCCAACCAGGCCUGCGCCGAGGUGUCGGCACUGGAGAAGUCACGGAGCCCCAGCGGGCUGGCCAGGACUCCGCCGCGCACCGAGAAGUUUAGCCAAGGCCACCGCAAGGCCAGCGCUGAGAUGUGCUUCCACCACCAGACACCUUCGGAUGAGGUCAUCGUCAACCAGUACGUGCUCCACCAGUCGGCCACCUCAGAGCCCCUGGAAUGCCCCACCUGCGGUCACGUGUACAACGCCACCAACAAACGCCCGCGGAUCCUCUCCUGCCUGCACUCGGUGUGCGAAGAGUGCCUGCAGAUCCUCUACGAGUCCUGCCCCAAGUACAAGUUCAUCUCCUGCCCCACCUGCCGCCGUGAGACCGUCCUCUUCACCGACUAUGGCCUGGCCGCUCUGGCCGUCAACACCAGCAUCCUAGCCCGACUGCCGGCCGAGGCCCUCACCGCCAACCCAGGUCAGUGGGGCGGAGAGGCGGACCGCAGCUGCUACCAGACCUUCCAGCAAUACUGCGGGGCAGCCUGUAGCUGCCAGCUCCGGAACCCACUGUCCUCCUGCACCAUCAUGUAGAAGGCCUCGCUCCCAGAGUAGCACUGACGACCGAUCGGAGAAGGAUUACUCCAAGACUGAGCAACUUGCUGUGUUUUCUCAGCACCCUUAUGGUAAAUUACCUAUGACUGAAUUAUCUCAUCUGGGAAUUUCUGUGUUUUCUGUGAAAUCAAAGAUAUCCAAUUCAGACUGGCAAGUAUUAUGCGGUCCUGAUAAUUUUGCUUGAGAGCAGCAUUGCUAAGCUACCUGCACAAACUUGACUCUGACCUCGGAACUGCUUUCUCCACCCCAGUAUUAUACAAUGCCUAAAACCAUCGCCAAAGCAUCGUCUUAAAAUGAUGCCUGCUACUGUUCAGUAAAGCUUAAUAUGUUCUAGGUCCAUGCUUCGGUAUUCAGACCCAUUCCAGCCCCGGCUCAGCCCUGUGUGCUUAAUCCUUAACCAGGAUGCCGAGUCUGCAAGGGCAUUUUUUUUUAUCUAAAUUUUAGAUUUUGAUCUUUAGAUGGAGAGGAAAGGGUUUCACAGCACUUAAUUUUAACUGCAGACGUCCUUGUCUAAGCCACAAGCUUGUGGCUAACAGCCCUGACGUCAAAAGCACAUCGUAAGCUUUUUUUGCAGUUUCAGCCCAAAGAAGCACCGUGCGUGAGCCCGCCCCGCGGCCAACGGCUCUGGCGGUGCCAAGCAGCAAAGGGUUAAUGUCUAUUUGUUUCCAGAUCAGCCAUCAGUCAGAGAAUCCCGAUAAUGAAGUCAGCUUUCACCAGAGGACUGUGAUUAUUUUAACUCCUUCCCCUACUCCAAACAUCUGGUCCUUGACUCCAUUCCGCCACUGACACAUCUAGGGCACAACAUGAUGGACAGGUCCUUGUCUUCAUCAUUAUCCAAUGUGUAUGGAGCACCUGCUGCCAAAGGUAACAGUGCUUGGAGUAACCAUGAACAGCACUAGGAACAUAAAGAAUGUUUCUUUAUUGAUUGUAUUCUGUGAAUAAACUAUAUCAG
Messenger RNA from Hypanus sabinus (Atlantic stingray), 1711 nucleotides. RefSeq names its product ring finger protein 208 (gene rnf208). The transcript has a single exon. The record is from RefSeq and is a predicted model, not a curated record. Bases 1 to 738 code for a protein of 245 amino acids. Gene Ontology annotation, biological process: protein ubiquitination. Gene Ontology annotation, molecular function: ubiquitin protein ligase activity. NCBI's taxonomy places the organism in Eukaryota, Metazoa, Chordata, Chondrichthyes, Myliobatiformes, Dasyatidae.